CAGUUCUCUAGUUGUUAUCACAUCAUCAGCAUUUAGAAACAAAGUCCACUGAGCUGAUACCAGGGGUCAAAGGUCACUGCAGACAGGAGAAGUGAUUCUGCUGACACUGCAGAAAGACGAGAGGCCGAGCAGCAGAGAGGAACCAGGACUCCACAACGUGACGGAGACGGGAAGAAGAUCCCUGCCUGGAGACCAGAGGAGCCUUGGACCUGAACCAGGAGGACUAGUCUGGAGGGUUCUGGUCCGCGGUCGCCGUGGAGACACUGAAGUUCAUCUGGUCCUCUGUUCAUCUGGUCCUCCGUUCAUCUGGUCCUCAGUUCAUCUGGUCCUCCGUUCAUCUGGUCCUCCGUUCAUCUGGUCCUCAGUUCAUCUGGUCCUCCGUUCAUCUGGUCCUCAGUUCAUCUGGUCCUCUGUUCAUCUGGUCCUCAGUUCAUCUGGUCCUCAGUUCAUCUGGUCCUCAGUUCAUCUGGUCCUCCGUUCAUCUGGUCCUCAGUUCAUCUGGUCCUCCGUUCAUCUGGUCCUCCGUUCAUCUGGUCCUCAGUUCAUCUGGUCCUCAGUUCAUCUGGUCCUCUGUUCAUCUGGUCCUCAGUUCAUCUGGUCCUCCGUUCAUCUGGUCCUCAGAGGAUGAUGGCCGUCUCCUCACCAAGAGACAAGUAUUCUGCCGUCUGGCUAGUCUUCUUCAUGCUGGGUUUGGGGACGCUGCUGCCCUGGAACUUCUUCAUGACUGCUACCAUGUACUUCACGGACCGUCUGAAGGACUCCUCAUUGGCUCGUUCUUCAGCCAAUCAGACGGAGGCAUCGAGUGAACAUCGCAGCCCUCUCGAGGCCAAAUUCAACAACGUGAUGACGCUGUGCGCCAUGUUGCCGCUGCUGCUCUGCACCUGCCUCAACUCCUUCCUGCUCUCGCUUGUUUCUCAGCGCCUGCGUGUUAUGGGCAGUCUGACCAUCAUCAUGUUGGUCUUCAUCGCUACUGCUGUCCUUGUCAAAGUUCCUCUGGAGCCACUGCCCUUUUUCUCCAUCACCAUGGUGAAGAUCAUCAUCAUCAACUCGUUCGGGGCGGUGCUCCAGGGCAGUCUGUUCGGGAUGGCCGGGCUGCUCCCGGCUUCCUACACGACGCCCAUCAUGAGCGGCCAGGGCCUCGCCGGGAGCUUCGCUGCCUUCGCCAUGAUCUGUGCCAUCGCAAGUGGCUCAGAGCUUCAGAAUGCAGCAUUUGGCUAUUUUAUCACGGCCUGUUUUGUUAUUGGUCUGUCUGUCCUUUCCUACAUCCUGUUGCCUAAACUGAAGUUCUUCCAGUUUUAUCAGGAGAGAAACGGGAACCCGAGACCCGAGGAGGAGAACUCCGUCACUCUGAUGACCAGAGGUGAGGCAGCUGACCAGGACAUGAAACAGAACGUUUCCAUGAUAAACAUCUUUAAGAAGAUCUGGCUGCUGGCUCUGUUGGUCUGUUUCAACUUCACCGUCACCAUCGGAACGUACCCCUCCAUCACCGCGGACACCAGGUCCACCCUCGCCAACGGAGGCUCCUGGGACAAGUUCUUCAUCCCAGUCAGCUGUUUCCUCCUCUUCAACCUGAGUGACUGGGCCGGGCGGAGCUUCACGGCCUUCUGUAUGUGGCCGAGGAAGGACAGCGUGGUGCUUCCCGUCUCCAUCUUGGGUCGUCUCCUCUUCGUCCCUCUUUUCAUGCUGUGUAACGUUCAUCCUCGUCAUCACCUGCCCAUCUUGUUCCACCACGAUGGCUGGUUCAUCUUCUUCAUCAUCCUCUUCGCCUUCAGUAAUGGCUACCUGGCCAGCCUCUGCAUGUGCUUUGGUCCAAAUCCUUUUGACUUCACGUCUCAUGGGGUCAUCGGACCCUAUGAGACGGCAUAGAUCCUAUCUGCUGAUGGAUCAUCGAGGUCUGGGUCGUGGAAUUCCUGCUCCUGACUACGCCACUGUCCUGUUGAGACUCCGCCCACUGUUGAGACUCCGCCCACUCCUCCUGCCCACCGCCAUCUGCCUGAUGGAUCGUGGAGGUCUCCAUCGUGGAAUAUGCCUACUAUGAACUAUUCAUACACUCUGUCAUAUUCAUUGAAUGUAUUUUAACUCUAAAUCUGUCCUUCUGUACACAUUACAUCUAUUGCAUCUGUCCAUCCUGGAGAGGGAUCCUCCUCUGUUGCUCUCCUCCAGGUUUCUUCCCUUUUUUCCCCCUGAAGGGUUAUUUGGGAGUUUUUCCUGGUCCGAUGUGAGGUUUUGGGGCAGGGAUGUCUAUGUGUACAGAUUGUAAAGCACUCCGAGACAAAUUUGUAAUUUGUGAAAUUGGGCUAUACAAAUAAACUGAAUUGAAUUGAAUGUCCGCUUCCUUUCAAACAUUGCAUGAGAGAUCUAUUCACAAUGACCUGAUCUGGUACAAAUAAUGUCAUAUUUUGUAUAAAGUGUGAAUCACUUAUCAA
Molecule: messenger RNA, 2426 nt
Organism: Pseudoliparis swirei
Lineage: Eukaryota; Metazoa; Chordata; Actinopteri; Perciformes; Liparidae
Product: equilibrative nucleoside transporter 1-like
Exons: 13
Coding region: 625-1866 (413 amino acids)
Biological process (GO): uridine transmembrane transport; nucleoside transmembrane transport
Cellular component (GO): plasma membrane
Molecular function (GO): nucleoside transmembrane transporter activity
Source: RefSeq, a predicted model, not a curated record